Arabidopsis lyrata subsp. lyrata is the source of this 1850-nucleotide messenger RNA. Its product is annotated as RNA-binding KH domain-containing protein RCF3. Gene Ontology annotation, molecular function: mRNA binding. Gene Ontology annotation, biological process: regulation of gene expression. The transcript has 7 exons. Gene Ontology annotation, cellular component: cytoplasm; nucleus. Lineage: Eukaryota; Viridiplantae; Streptophyta; Magnoliopsida; Brassicales; Brassicaceae. The coding region runs from base 151 to 1560 and encodes 469 amino acids. The record is from RefSeq and is a predicted model, not a curated record.
AACCACAGAAGCAUAAAGACGGAGAGAGGCCGUUGCAUUUUCCGGCGAGACGACGCUUCCACGGACUGAUUAGUCAAUCAUCGGUUGCUUAUUUCUCCGCUUCCUCUGGCUUUGUGAUUCGAGUAUUUGUCUCACCAAACCGUUGCUAAAAUGGCUUAUUCAAGGAACAUUUAUGAUAAUAAUGGUGCUGGAUUAGAAGAUACUGUGUAUCGUUACUUGUGUCCUGUGAGGAAAGCAGGGAGUAUUAUUGGGAGAGGUGGUGAAAUUGCAAAGCAGAUUAGGUCUGAGACGAAAGCAAACAUGAGGAUAAACGAGGCUUUACCGGGUUGUGAUGAGCGUGUUGUUACUAUAUAUUCUAAUAGCGAGGAGACCAAUCGUAUUGAAGAUGAUGAGGAUUUUGUUUGUCCUGCUUUUGAUGCUCUUUUCAAGGUUCAUGAUAUGAUUGUUGCUGAAGAAUUUGACAAUGAUGGUGAUUAUGAUAACGGUGAUGAGUAUAGUGAGAGACAAACAGUUACUGUGAGGAUGCUUGUUCCUUCGGAUCAAAUUGGUUGCCUUAUUGGGAAAGGUGGACAAGUUAUUCAAAAACUGCGUAAUGACACUAAUGCUCAGAUUCGUGUUAUAAAUGAUAAUCUUCCCAUUUGUGCUUUGGCUUUGAGUCAUGAUGAGCUUCUUCAGAUAAUUGGAGAUCCUUCUGCUGUUAGAGAAGCUCUUUACCAAGUUGCCUUUCUGCUUUAUGAUAAUCCAUCACGAUUUCAGAACUACUUUCUGUCUUCUUCUAGUACCCUGCAGCAUCAACCUGGUGGAAUUCUAAUGAGUCCUGCAAUAACGAGUUCUCACAAAAAUUACUCUGCACCAAGAGAUGCUGCCGAUGCAAGAGUGUUUUCUAUCUGCUUCAUAUGUCCAGCUGAAAAUGUUGGAGGUGUAAUAGGAAAAGGUGGCUGUUUCAUUAAUCAGACUAGGCAAGAAUCUGGUGCGACCAUCAAAGUCCAUACCCCAGAAACUGAUGAAGAUGAUGAUUGCAUAAUUUUCAUAUCAGCAAAGGAGUUCUUCGAAGAUCAAUCCCCAACGGUGAAUGCAGCCUUACGCUUACAAACGCGAUGCAGUGAGAAAGUGGGGAAAGAUUCAAGUGAUUCUGCAAUCUCUACUCGUGUACUUAUUCCAAGUUCUCAAGUAGGGUGCCUCAUUGGAAAAGGUGGAGCUCUUAUAUCCGAGAUGAGGAGUGUCACAAAAGCGAACAUCCGCAUUUUUCAAGGCGAAGAUGUACCAAGAAUUGCUCGUGAGAAUGAGGAGAUGGUCCAAAUAACAGGAAGUCUUGAUGCAGCAAUCAAAGCUCUUACGCAAGUGAUGCUGCGAUUAAGAGCCAAUGUAUUUGACAUGGAUCGUGGUCUUGUCUUGCUUCCAACUUUCUUUCCUUAUAUUUCUCAAACAAUAGAGACUUCAAGCAAGCCUAGGCAUAGAAAAGGCGAGAACCAUCCUCAUGGUUCCGAGGAAAUUGCUAGGAAUGAAGACUAUGGUAGUCAAACGAACUUAAAGUCCCCAAGAAGAAACCGAGUUUAUUGAUCACCAAAACCAUCUUAAAAGGUUACCGUUCUAUGUUUUAAACACUUAUAGAUUCUGGAAUACUUUUUAAAAACACUUGGGCGUUUUUUGGAAUCCAAGAAAAAGAGGAUUUGGGUUUAUUUUGUGCCUCAAGAAUCUAUAAAUGCGGGAAGUUUGAAAAGAAUGAUAAUUUUUUUUCUUUCGUAAUCCUCAUGAAAGAUUACAAUGUUUCUUUUAACUUUUCGUACUCGUACUUUGCUUUAGUUUCCCUCCCUCAAGUAUAAUUAAAAAACCUUAUCAUUUGGUGCUUC